AUGCCUUCUUCACAGGUCCCUAGGAAUUCCCAUGGCAAUCCACAAGGAGGGGCUGGGAUCGGCUCACAAAGACCAAAUGUUCCAACCAACCCUCCUACUUCGCGGUCGGAUCGCCAGGCACAGAGAGCUAGAGACAUUGCAGUAGAACAUAGGCAAGCUAAUUUAGUUCGCCCAGAUGGAACGAGGAUAGCUUUACCAAUAAGGCACCCCCCCGUCGCCUAUAAGACAUCUGACACCACCUCGUCCUCAAUGGGACAUUCCAGCUUAUGGAGGCAGUUGGAGGAAUCCUCCCCCAUCUGCCAAUACAGUCGGAAAUGCAUUAGUGCGAAGCUUGUCACUGCAUUUCUUACCUCAACUGCGUAUGGUUUAACAAACAAUGGUAUUCUCAUUACUGGAUACCCAGUGAUUGGAUCUCAACAUAAAGUCCAAUCAUCAGGAUCAUGUUUAGAUAGUCCUACAGAUGCAAGUAUCACAGCCUGUGCAUGGGACCCCAACAUUAAGGGUGAGUUCUUCCACCAAACCACAUUUAGUGUAGCCUUGUCCUCAGCCAACAGCUUCAUUAAAGAUGUUCAAAGCCUUGUCAAGUUAAAACCGAAGGCCUUGUGUGGCGUAGAACGCUACAAUGGAAUUCUCAUGCGUUAUGUCACUGCCUUGAGUGCUUAUUUGGGUAAGGAAGGGGAUGCAAUAGACUUUGAUAUCACUUACUACCGAAGUAAAGAUCCAUUGACUCCCAGACUUUACGAAGACAUAUUUGAAGAGAUUGAGCAAUUGGCUAUGUUUAAGUAUGGAGCCUUGCCCCAUUGGGGGAAGAAUAGGAACGUGGCUUUUGAAGGAGUGUUAAACAAGUAUAAGAAUGGUCAAAAGUUUUUGAAGGUUAAAAAUUCUUAUGACCCUUUAGGGUUAUUCUCGAGUGAGUGGACUGACCAAGUUUUGGGACUUAAGGAUGGGAUAAGUAUAGUGAAGGAGGGUUGUGCAAUGGAAGGGUUGUGUAGAUGUACAGAGGACGCUCAUUGUGCCCCUAGCGAAGAUUAUUAUUGUCGACCAGGAAAAGUUUAUAGCGAUGCAAGGGUUUGCACUUGUUUGAAAUCCAAGGAUGAUAAUUUUUUGAAAAAGAUCGUAGACGCAGUCACUGACAAAAUUCAUGAUGAGCUUAAUGAAGAAAUUCAUGAUGAGCUUUGAUCUUGU
Messenger RNA from Humulus lupulus (European hop), 1185 nucleotides. Its product is annotated as probable truncated L-gulonolactone oxidase 7, mitochondrial. The transcript is spliced from 3 exons. Gene Ontology annotation, molecular function: D-arabinono-1,4-lactone oxidase activity. Lineage: Eukaryota; Viridiplantae; Streptophyta; Magnoliopsida; Rosales; Cannabaceae. The record is from RefSeq and is a predicted model, not a curated record. Bases 1 to 1179 code for a protein of 392 amino acids. Gene Ontology annotation, cellular component: membrane.